Molecule: messenger RNA, 805 nt
Organism: Cryptomeria japonica (Japanese cedar)
Lineage: Eukaryota; Viridiplantae; Streptophyta; Pinopsida; Cupressales; Cupressaceae
Exons: 2
Coding region: 56-787 (243 amino acids)
Source: RefSeq, a predicted model, not a curated record
GGAGAGGCACCCAUCUGUAGUUUGGACCCCAUGUGCUUCCCAUUGCAUUGACCUCAUGUUGGAGGAUAUUGGAAAACUCCCAUGGGUCAAGAGAUGUGUAGAAAGGGCGAGAAAUGUGUGCAAAUUUGUAUAUAAUCAUUCAUGGGUGUUGGCUCUUAUGAGACAAUACACAGAGCGGAAGGAGUUAGCUCGUCCAGGAAUCACAAGAUUUGCCACAAACUUCAUCACAUUGCAGUCCAUGCUUCGCUGUAAGUGGGCCUUGAGAUGUAUGAUUGUUGGUGAGGAGUGGUCUUCCUCAUCCUAUACUGCUACCCCUCUAGGGAAAGAUAUGGCAGACUGCAUUAUUGAUGAGCAAGACUUUUGGAUCCCUUGUGAUGAGAUAGUGAAGUUUGUUAAGCCCUUGGUGGUUCUGUUGCGAGUUGCGGAUGGAGAAAAGCCUGCAAUGGGCUACAUAUAUGAGGGCAUGGAUAGGGCGAAGGAGGGCAUCAAAUCCGUCUAUGGAGGAGAUGAGAGCAAGUAUGGUCCCAUUUGGGAGAUCAUUGAUAGGAGAUGGCAUCAUCAACUUCAUAGGCCCAUCUGUGCAGCAACCUAUUAUCUGAAUCUGGCAUUCCAUUUUAGCCCUACUUUCAAGGCUGAUGUGGAGGUUCUUAAUGGUUAUACUCAAUCAUGGAGAAGAUGGCACUUGCUAGUUCUACUCAGACAGAGCUUAUUCGAGAGCUACAGUUGUUCUCAAAUGCACAAGGGGAGACCUCUCGUCCUAUCGCCAAAGAAAGUAGGACAACUAUGAUGCUAGGUAAAAAUAAAU